AUGUCCACCAAGACGCUGUACGCGCCGCCCCCGCCGGCAGAAUUAGAAGCUCAAGAUGCUUCGUGCACCCCCGUCCAGCUCAAUUUCGCCGUGCGCCACGGAACUCGGAACCCCACGAUGAAGGACAUCACGAGAAUCAAUAAUACACAUUCUAGGCUACUGACAGCUCGUAAUAAGGGGUCGGCGUCGUGGUUGAAGAGCUGGAAGAACCCGUACCCGGAGAAGACGGCGGCGUGGUUGGCGGAUCCCGGAGUUCGCGAGCUUAUCAAGAUCGGGCAGCGACUGCGCGCCAGACUAUCACCGGUGCCAGUGUAUUACAACGCCCGCAAGUUCGUGUUCGAUCACACGUGGAAGAUCCGCACGAAGCAGAGUGCAGAGGCCUUCGCCUUUGGGUUCUUCGACGGACUGCAGCCGGUGUAUUACCACAGCGACCCGAUGGGAGAAGACGAAGUGCUCAGGUUCUAUGAUAAUUGCCCAGUGUUCGCGGCCCAGAUUGACAACAACAAGAGCGCGACAGUUGAGCACGCGCAGUACCGCGAGAGUGAGCAGAUGCACAAGAACUUGGCCAAGUUUCGGAAGUUGUCGGGGUUUUCGCAAGCCACGCAGAAGGAUCUGGAAGCAGCGUACGCUGGUUGUGCCUUUGAUGUGGCGGUGCUGGAUGUGUACGAUCAGUGGUGCUCGUUAUUUGAUGACGAGAUGCUGCUGUCCAUGGACUAUUUUCAAGAUCUCAAGCAUUUCUACAGGAAGAGCCACGGACAUGCGUUGUCGUACGAGAUCGCAACGCCGUUGUUGCAGGACAUUUUUCGCACUAUGAAGCAGCGUGUGGACGGCAAGAGCGACGUGGAAGGAUACUUUCGCUUUGCACACGCGGAGACGAUUUUGCCAUUAGCUUCCCUGUUGAACGUCAGCUACUUUGAUCGCCAUGCAAGCGAUCAAGAGGGGCAUUUUCGCGCAGACACCCCGCUGGAGCUAGCGUUUAAGCGGAAGUUCAAGAGCUCAGAGCUGGCCCCGUUUGCUGCCAACAUCGGCUUUGUUUUGUAUGAGUGCUUAGCUGGCGGAGAAUCAAAGCGGGUAUUCAAGGUGAGGACGUUACUUAAUGAACGUGAAGUGCUCUUCGACGAGUGCAAAGGUCAAGCCCUUUGCCCGUUUCCCGUGCUAGAGAAUUUAUUUCGCCGAUGGAUUUACGAGUUCGACUUCGAAGAGCACUGUACGUUGCAAUAA
Molecule: messenger RNA, 1221 nt
Organism: Phytophthora sojae
Lineage: Eukaryota; Oomycota; Peronosporomycetes; Peronosporales; Peronosporaceae
Product: multiple inositol polyphosphate phosphatase-like protein
Exons: 1
Coding region: 1-1221 (406 amino acids)
Molecular function (GO): acid phosphatase activity; inositol phosphate phosphatase activity
Source: RefSeq, a predicted model, not a curated record